GAGCUUUACAGAAAAGGAAACACCGGCUUGAGUCGUCGCUGCUGCUGCUUCUGCAAACUGCAAAGCAGAGAACACAAUCGAAAGAAACUUGAGCGAAGAAAAAAAAAGAAAACUUUGCAAAACAAGGAAGAUACCUCAUGUUAAAAAAACCAUACAAACAAACAAAAAAAACCAACCAGCGUCGCAGCUAUGAUCCACCAACGCACCUGCCGGGAUUGCACGGCAAAAUCACUAGGCGCAGAUACCAGCGAUCAGACAGAAUCUGAAGCCGCUGGGACUGCGGCGAGAGCUGCCGCUGUGAGCGCUGAGCGGUUCGGCAGCACUGGUACGAGUAGUCGUAGCAGUAGCUGUACCGGUACCCGUGAGAAAGUUGGGUUCAAGUCCGCGAUAGACAGGGAGGUAACAGGAGUGAGUGUCGUGCAACUCAGAUCGUUAUUCGAGCCCAGCAGUGUGGCUCAAGCACAUCACCUCCACCGUCAUCUAUAUCGACCCCCAGCCGGGAAACAAAUGCCCAAAGAGCGGCGGAGAUCAUCCAGGGAGGUCGCCCACCAUUCCAACGGUGACGGUGUCGUGGGCGCGGGUGUCCGUAACGGGGAGCGUAAAAGCAGCCGCAGCAGAAUGAGUGACAGCGGGACUGGCGCUAACGCCAACAGAGCCCCCUCCGAGGGCGAAGUCGGUGAGGGCAAGGCUCCCAACUGCUUGCGGACCCCACGGGUCCCGCAGCUUACCAUAACCCCCAGCGGCGGGGGCAGCCCCCGGGAGAUGGGCGAGGACUGGAACCAAGUGGAUGGACCGCUGAGCAGAAGGCUGUCCAACUCCUCGCUCUCCUCAAACGGGUCGACUGUUUGUGAGGAGUCCGAAGAUGAUAUUCUGAGUGACAACGAAACCAAGAGUCAAGGCAUCGUUACCUUGGAGCAGGCAGAGGACACACCUAUUCACAGGCCCUGGAGGAAGCUCAAGACCAUCGUUCACUGGCCCUUGAUCGUGUCACAGAGGAAGCGCUACUCCUGGAUCCAGCUCGCCGGACACAAAGGAAACUUCAAGGCCGGCGAGGAGGGCACGGUGCUCAAGAAGUUCAGUGAGAAUGAGAAGGGGUGCUUCGAGCGCCUGAUGGGGGACGUGCUGUACCCCUUCGUCCCGGCCUACCACGGGACGGUGGAGAUAGACGGGGAGCCCUACCUGCAGCUCACUGACCUGCUGGGGGGGUUCAACGGACCCUGUGUCAUGGACUGCAAGAUCGGAGUGAGGACGUACCUCGAGGAGGAGCUAGCCCGUGCUCGUAAGAGCCCCAAGCUGCGCAAGGACAUGUACAACAAGAUGGUGGAGGUGGAGGCAGAGGCCCCAACUCCGGAGGAGCAUGCCCAGAAGGCAGUCACCAAGCCCCGCUACAUGCAGUGGAGAGAGUCCAUGAGCUCCACACACUCCCUGGGCUUCCGGAUCGAGGGCAUCAAGAAAGAGGACGGGACCUGCAGCACAGACUUCAAGAGGACCAAGACCCAGGAGCAGGUGACGCUGGUCUUCAGGGACUUCGUGGAGGGGAACAAGAGGAUCAUGGAAACCUACCUGGCUAAGCUGGAAGAGAUCAGGAGAGUGCUGGAGUCCUCGGAAUUCUUCAAGAGUCACGAGGUGAUCGGGAGCUCCUUGCUCUUCAUUCAUGACCGCAAUGAGCUGGCCAAUGUGUGGCUCAUUGACUUCGGGAAGACCACCCCCCUGUCCAAGGGGCAGACUCUGACCCACCGGGCAGAGUGGUGCGAGGGAAACCGUGAGGAUGGCUACCUGUGGGGCCUGGACAACAUGGUGGCGUUGGUCAGGAACAUUGCCAGGGACCUACCGGAGAACCAGGACUCGACAGAGCAGACAGGAUAACCAGGACUGUCCAUACACUAGGACUGACCAUCAACCAGGACUGACCAACACCCAGAGGCAUCAACCAGGACUGACCAACACCCAGAGGCAUUAACCAGGACUGACCAACUCCCAGAGGCAUUAACCAGGACUGACCAACACCCAGAGGCAUUAACCAGGACUGACCAACACCCAGAGGCAUUAACCAGGACUGACCAACACACACGCACGCGCACACACACACACACACACACACACACACACACACACACACACACACACACACACCUAGGACUGGCCAAACUAUUAUUGUACUUUAUUUGAUUGUUAAAAGCUCUGAGAGUCGCUUGACUGAGAACACUUCCAGCCCCUUCCAGCCCACUACUGCAGUGUGGGCUGAGGCUGUGAGGCGAGACUUGUAACUGCAGUUACAACUGGACUGUAUUGAGAAGAAGCUGGCUGGGCGUAGUUUGAUAGGAGAAGGGGGUCAUUGUUUCGUUCUAGUUUUAUUUGAAAUGUUUACACAAAAGGAUUUUAAAGGACGUCAAGCUAGCGGAAUUAUUGUAGUGACUCUUAACCUGUUAUAAAGGAACAUCAGUAAGCAGGUGUGAUGUGGUCCUGUAGCACAGAGGCAGGGUCAGCAGGUCAGCAGGUGUGAUGUGGUCCUGUAGCACAGAGGCACGGUCAGCAGGUCAGCAGGUGUGAUGUGGUCCUGUAGCACAGAGGCAGGGUCAGCAGGUCAGCAGGUGUGAUGUGGUCCUGUAGCACAGAGGCAGGGUCAGCAGGUCAGCAGGUGUGAUGUGGUCCUGUAGCACAGAGGCAGGGUCAGCAGGUCAGCAGGUGUGAUGUGGUCCUGUAGUACAGAGGCAGGGUCAGCAGGUCAGCAGGUGUGAUGUGGUCCUGUAGUACAGAGGCAGGGUCAGCAGGUCAGCAGGUGUGAUGUGGUCCUGUAGCACAGAGGCAGGGUCAGCAGGUCAGCAGGUGUGAUGUGGUCCUGUAGUACAGAGGCAGGGUCAGCAGGUCAGCAGAUGUGAUGUGGUCCUGUAGUACAGAGGCAGGGUCAGCAGGUCAGCAGGUGUGAUGUGGUCCUGUAGUACAGAGGCAGGGUCAGCAGGUGUGAUGUGGUCCUGUAGCACAGGGGCAGGGUCAGCAGGUGUGAUGUAGUCCUGUAGUACAGAGGCAGGGUCAGCAGGUGUGAUGUGGUCCUGUAGCACAGAGGCAGGGUCAGCAGGUCAGCAGGUGUGAUGUGGUCCUGUAGCACAGAGGCAGGGUCAGCAGGGACGCACACAGAGGGGUAGAUGGGGAGACUGAUAAUCCAAUCACAGCUCUUACCUUUAGACUCACACUGAUGAUGCGAAAAGCCCUUGUGGACAGAAGCAUCUUUUCGUGGUCUUUAGCAGAGAGCAUCAAUGCUGUAAUGAGAAAAAGAACCCCAAUACCAUGAACGAUGUGCGACUUGGAUUUGUUUAAAAUGUUGCACACCCUUUCAGCAGCACUGAGCAGCAUGUGUUUGUCACUGAGCGAGUCUUUAACAGGUAAUAAAGCCACACAGCCUGCUCUCUACUAGAUUACAUUCCAUUUUGAAAAACAUGUAGGUCAUGUUGACAGAGUAGAACACUAAGUCCAGAUUUCAACCAGAGAAACCUUUUUAUUUUACUGUCAUUAUAAACCGUGUUCAUUAUUUACUCUCUUCAAUGUGUAAUAAUAUCACAUGGACACACUAUCCUCUGUUCCAGAAAAGAAAACUGAGAAAAUAUGAAACUAGUACUAUUAAAAUUAUUAAUAUUAUUAUUACUGUUAUUUGUAACACUUAUUUAAUACAUGCAGAAUUGAUUGACAGAUUGCCCAUUGCGAUCCUGCUGUAUCAGAGCGCAUACUAAGCUUUCACUGCUUCAAUAGUGACACCUAGUGGCAGCAAUGUGAUACACCCACAAGCAGCUGCACUGCAGAGAGGCUGGGAGCGGAUUGAGGCUCAAGCUUCUCUGGUAGAGCAGGCAGCUCUUUUAGCAGGUGCUGCUCAGUGGGUUACUCUUUCAAACUAGUGCCGAGCGGCACCGGGGAGAUGCAAUGAACAAACAAAGAGUAUGUGUCUAUUUAUAAGAGGCACUGCUGUGUUUAUGGACACAAGACGUAAGAACACUACUUUAUGCAUUCACUGUAUGUCUGUGCAUAGCGGCUUUGUAACGCUGAGACUGUGGAAUUCACCUAGCAACACUUUCCAAUAAAAUUCCA
Molecule: messenger RNA, 4077 nt
Organism: Polyodon spathula (Mississippi paddlefish)
Lineage: Eukaryota; Metazoa; Chordata; Actinopteri; Acipenseriformes; Polyodontidae
Product: inositol-trisphosphate 3-kinase A-like
Exons: 7
Coding region: 190-1866 (558 amino acids)
Biological process (GO): inositol phosphate biosynthetic process
Cellular component (GO): nucleus; cytoplasm
Molecular function (GO): inositol-1,4,5-trisphosphate 3-kinase activity; inositol tetrakisphosphate kinase activity
Source: RefSeq, a predicted model, not a curated record